GGAAGUUAAGCUCAUUUCUCUUAAAUCUACCACAAAUACCACAUUGGAUUUUUGAAUGUCAUUGUGUUUUUUGGUGUUUAAAAGAUCUCUAUGAUAUUACUAUUAUACUGUGUUAUCUACCUUUUAAAUAGUCACAUGCUGUUAGCAGUGACGCUGUGUUUAAACUUUAUCAUAAUGGGCUUAACUUUUGAUACCAGUGUUUUGGAUAACAAUAAUUGUCGAUAUCGCUUGAAAUCGAUUAUAAUUCAUUGAAUUGUUGUGUCAUUUGAAUGUGUGUGUCUAAUAACAGAAAUCGAAAGUUGAAUAAUUUACAUAAAGUGGCAAUCAGUAAAACUCAUUUUUCAAAUCAUGUGGGAUGGUGUUUUGUUGUGUACAUCUUUAUGAAAAGGAUUUCAUUUGGUAAUUAUCGUAAAUAAUUACUUGACGGCACUUAACUCAAAGUAACAGCUUCCUGAAGAUACAGACUGUUUGAUCUGUGUCGGACUGGUGUAACAUAGAAACAGACUGGUUAACUGAAUCACAUAACAGUUUUCACCUGAUGUUCCAUGAGUCUUCGUGAAACUGAAUAAUGCUGGAAGGAAACGGAGGAGAGUUAAAUUGGAAAUGGAACAAAAGCCAAGUGAAAUCUAUAGUGGUUUUAGACAGGAAAAAUCUGAAAAUCAGAAAAUUGAUCUAGAAUCAAGGAAUUUAAAAUUCUUUAAAGAAGAUAUUUUUCAAGUUCCAUAUGAAAAAUUGUCUGAUUCAUCAAAUUAUAAGCAUUUCCAGCAUGUUUUUGUAGAUUCAGAUGAUUACGAGGAUUUUAAACAAGAUUUGGUUAAUUUUCAUCAUUUGAGAAGUAGAUGGAAAGACGACAGAAGGAAAGUAUCUAAAGAAAGACCGAGUCGACUCAACUCCCUUGUAGAUGACAGUGACAUAAUAAAGUUUCGUGAAAGUAAAGGGAUAGACUCCAGUUUGAAGAAAGAAUUAGAAGGUCUCUGUGGCGAAGGUGAGCAUAUUUAUGAAGAAAUAGAUGAUGUUAAAAAAGAAGUGGAGAAGUUAAAAGCCAAAGAACUUAAAAAUACUGAACCAAAAGCAAAGUGUGAAGGGGACUGUGAUUGUUUGGACUUUGCUCUCGAGUCUUUGCCAAUGAUGGAGUUCUUCCAAAAUGAUGAACAUUUUCUGGAGUUUGACAGGGUUUUUGAAACAGUGAAAAACAAGCGUAGAUACGCAAGUAGUUCUAGUCUUGAUAAAUAUCGAUGGUCACCUCAUUCUGAGGGACACAAAUCGGACGAUUCGUCAAGUGACACAGACACUGAAAACGAGGAUGGAGGGGAAGAAUUUCCCGAAUUAAAAGUUGAUGACAUUUUUGCAGAUUUUUUUGACAAUGAUGCUGAUUUUAAAGACUUUGAAAAAGAGUUUGAAAAUUUCCAAUUUAAACGUAGAUCAAACUGUCUAGAACGGUGGCAUCGAAACUCUGUCUGUGAUUUAGUAGAGGAUUUAAAAGCAUUCUGUGAUAAAGACGAACAAAAUGGCUCAAAUAAGGAGAAUAAACUCAGUCUUCCAAAAUUGUGGAAUCAGGGUGGGGAAUGGGAUUAUAUAUUUAAUAAAAUUUGUCAAAAUGGAAAAGUGCCAUCAGUGAAUUCGGACACCUGUAGGUCAGACUUGACAGUUACUUGUGAUAGUGAGAGUGGGAAUUAUUUACUGGACGAUGUUAGUGAUGUGUCAAAUCGAGACACAGGGUAUUAUUCUGAAGCCAAAUUUAAUGGUGAUACACCAGAAACUUGCACAUGCCAACAACAAUCAAAAUCAGACUGCCAGUACACAUGUCACCACCAGUGUCUACCUUCCAUCCAACUGGAAUGCAAGUGUAUGUCACAUGACCAGGAGGAUGAGGGCACAGUGUUGUCAGGGGAGACCACUCUUGCAGACCUUGCAGCCUCAAGUCAGUCAGCUGAGCAGUCCGAACCUGCAUCGGAAAAGGAUGAGACAGACUCAGGUUAUCGCUCAGGAACGAUUCCGGACGAAAAGCUACCCCCAAAACCAAGCGAUGCCACGUUAAACCGUGAGGAGUUGAAGAAACGAAUUUCAGAGUUCAACAAGCUGGUUCAGGGAGCUAAUUUCGCACUGUUGGACCCAGACAGGGCAUUCAAUGAUGAAGAAGCGAGCGACUGUCAGACAGAGCCAUUCCAAGGUUUCAUCAAGGUAGUGCUGAAUCUGGUUCGACCAAUCAGCAUGAGCCUUGGGGCACGCCCCCCGUCCAUAUAUGAGGUUCUUACCCAGGAACACAUAGUGGAACACAACACGCAAAACAUCUCCUUCUACAUGCCGCGGGACACUGUGCGAUCCAUACAUGCACAUAGUACCCAGUCGACGAAGGAGGUGAUCAGUUUGCUGUUGAAGAAGUUCCACAUCCUCGACCAUCCCAGGAAGUUUGCACUCUACGAGCAGGAACUCAAAAACAACAAAAUAGCGCGUAUCCGGCGAGUCAAGGAUAUCGAGUCCCCUCUUGCAAUCUGUCUCAGCUGGGAGUUUGAAAACAUCCACAAUCACAGACUGGUUCUGCAAGAAAAUGAGACCGGAGAAAUAGAUUGGGAAGCGUUCUGUGUACCAGAGUUAAACAAUUUCCUGCGCGUGUUAGACCGGGAACAGGACGAGUAUAUGGCCCAGCUGCGCUACAAGUACAAGGUCAUGAAACGCCUCAUACUGCAGAGAAUGAAGGAACUUCGGCUGGAAACGGAGCGCCAGAAAAGAGCGUCUGUGGUCGGGGAUGAGUCAACAUCGUGAAGCGUGUUGAGGUUGAGAAGAGGAAGAUGAAGGACUGUUGAUUGUAGACAUGUGGGGGUAAAAAUGAAAAAUGACAUUCACAUGAUUGUCAAUAGAUCCUGAAUAUAUUCAUCAGGUCUGGUGUAUACUAAAUUGGGCUUGUUGUUCGUAUGUGGCUAGUUGUCUGUGAAUUUGACAAAAUAGGUCAGUUGCAGUCAAAUGUAAUUGGCCAUUAAAAAUGGACUUAUACUCAGGCAAUGGUGGCUAUAUAACUGGACAUAAUGUAUAUAAAUGCCCCAACCACCUCUCAAAUGAGGAAGUAUCCAAAUGUGUGAUAUUGGAAGUGAUAUUGUACUGUUGUUAUAGAAUGGAUCUACAAUUUGGUUCCUGGGUGACCAAUAGUGCUCAUACAAUGAAGCUGGGCUCAAAAUCAGAGACAAAAAAUCAAUGAAGAUUAUUAUGACUAAUGAGGGUCAUACAUAGAUAUUAUUGUAUAAAAAAACUUAAAAUCUUAAAAACUUCACAAGGGGGAAAAAAUAUGUACAUAAUUUUUUUAAUUGAUCAAUGUGCUAAAAUAGUUUGGUUUUAAAAUGUGUGUAUAUACAUGGAGGUGUUUUAAGUAAAGGGUGAUCUCGAAUAUAUAAUGGUAUGUUUAACAUUAGUUAAGUAUAUAACCAAAGAUUGGUAGAUAAUAGUAUAAUCAAAUGAAUCUACAAAUUUAAUUCUGUCUCAGUAACAGUAACCUGUACAAAAUAAUGAUUAUUAGAAGUCCAGUUCUCACUAUGACUUUCUUCAAUGAACUAUUUGAACUAUUGGAAUUCCUCUAUGGGACUAAAUUUUGCUGACAGCGUCACCUUUUCAUGUGCUUUCAAGUUUCAAAAGUAACGAUCUAUAAUCAGUAUUUAUAUAACAACAUGGAUUCAUUCAUAACGUCGUUGCUUCAAACUUCAUGUAGCACUGUCAUGGAAUUUAAGUCUGCUUUCUAGGCUAGGUAGCUGCUUAAUUAAAACUUCUUAGUCAUUUAUUGCUGUCACUUUUCCGUCUUUUGUUUUAAACAUCAUUCAGUUUUUUACAAUUUAGAAAUGGAAUCAUAUAAACUGUUAAGAUACUAGUAAGUAAUAUAUUUAUGUACAUACAUGUAAAAUAUAGAUCUAUACGGAAAAAGUAUAGCAUGCUAUUUAUAUCUGUACAAUGUAUUCAACUCUUCUACGAUGGUGUUCAUUUUAUUAUAACGAACGUCAAACAAAGUCAAGCAUAAUUUAUUACUGAUCUCUAGUCAAUCUUAACUAUGUUUGUCUUAACUAUGUUGACUUAGAAUUGAUCUUAUCUUGCCAAUUGAAACAUAUACAUGUACAAUGUAGUCUUUAGAAAAUGUGCCCUGGGUAAUUAUACAUUUUUUUUUAAGGUAAGUUAACCUAUUAAAGUCAAGAAUUGAAUAAUCUUUUAAAAUGCAACAUUUGGUUAGCUCUUCUAUUAGGAUGGGUACCGUAUUAUAUCAUGCAUAGGACGCACUUUUUUACCCCCAAUUCUCGUCUUAAAAAGUGCCUGCGUCCUUUCUAUGCUAUUAGAAUUGCAUCUGUUUUUUCCAAGUCCAUUUCGGGUCGAAAAUAUUGGGUCGAAAAUAUUGGACCGGGGAAGAACGCGGUAAUAGUAAGUAUCUGUACUGCGUCACCGAAGAGAACAACUGACAUAGGUAAAAUCACGCAAGUUAACACACGCAGAAAUAUAUUGAAUGUUUACUUUAAAAUGAUUUAUUGAGAAAUAAAUUGAAAAAAAAAUACGAGUGUUUACUUUUUUAUAAAAGGGACGCUACUCACAAAAACUCGAUGUGAGUCAGCAUUUUAACUGGAUUGAGUUAUAACGGCAACGGAAAAUCGGGAAAGGAGGUUAAUAUCAAUUAAUCGUUGUUCAUGAUUUUAAUGUUUCGAUAUUAUACAAAACAUUUUGUUGCAUGUUACUGUUUUAAAAAAAUAAUAAAGGAAUGUGCAUAACGCAAAGUAGCAUAAUUGUCAAUAUCAAAUCUUUUCAAAUGUGCGAAGGUGUGAAAAACACCCGCUGUCUGUCAUAAGAAAAAUGGUUGUUUGUUCGCACUUUACCUGACGUGCCUUCCGCUGGCAAGACUAAUUACCGACACGCAUUAAUUAUGCCUACAUGCUUUAAUCCGCGCAGCGACAAGCCUUAUCAAAACAAUCCUCAGUUCUGACAAUACAGUUUUGUUGCGAUUGCAACGGGUGCAACGGUUGACUGUCAUUCAGAAGGCAUGUCGGGACUAUUGCAACGGUUGCAACGGUUGACUCUCAGUUGGGACUAUUACGGCAUUUGUAUAAGUCUUAUAAUAUGCGUGAAUGUUCUCAAAAUGUCAAGACAUAUAUCUUUGUUAUGUACGCUAAAUUACCAAAAUACGACGAUAAUUAUCGAAAUACACAAGAAAGUUAUCGAAAUAUGCCUAAUAUACAAUUUUUUGUUUGUUUUUUACUUCAAUAUAUGUUAUAAAUACUUUACCAACCUCAAUUUUUCGGCUCCGAUUUUAACAUUUUUCCGCUGCGUCCUAUCUUAUAUAUUAAGGGGUUUUACCCGUUUUCUCAACUAUUUUUUUGCCUGCGUCCUAUCUAUGCUAGCGUCCUAUACAUGAUAUAAUACGGUAUAUUGACUUUGACAUAAUUCAGUGUGUAUAGCAGUGUUUGGUUCAACACUUUACAUGAAAGGUUUCAUAAAGCAUAAUAGGAAAUGAAAAUCUCAAAUGUUUGUAGUUAUGAUAGUAGUGUGUAGAUAUUUAUUCUUCAGUAUUACCAUACUCAUACACUUGGUGUAAAAAAUUAAACAAUAUGCCAUUAAUAUUGUCAAGUUGUACAUGUAUGUGCAACAAUUCAAGUCUGCAAGUCCAAAACAGAAAUAAAUCAAUUUUGUAAACAAAGUUUUCAUGCAAAUGUUAAAUAUAUUUGUAUUGUUCAUUAUCAAUCAAUAAAUGAAGAUGUGUAUUAUGUAGAUUUUUAUCAGACUUGACAUGUUUGGUAUUAAAUAUGAAAAAUAUAUAUACAUAGAUAUGUCCAUAAAAUAUGUACAUUCUUUAGCUGUUUAUGAUUCUGGAAAUACAUAAAAAAAUCCAUAAUUCAAAUUUUGUAAUAUCUUCAUCUUAUAGAUGACACACAUGCACCCCAAUCAGGAUCAUUUUAUCCAAGUUUAAGACCAUUACAGUAUGGUAUAUUUCGACCCAAUGACAAAUUUGGCAAGGUCCAAUUCGGCCUUAGUACUCCAAAUGUUUAAAUUUGUUUUUAAAUAAGAAGAACGAUACAUCAUAUUUUUGUUUUCAAUAGUAUUUACUGCCACAAAAUUGGAUUUAUAUUAAUAAAACACCACGCAUAUGGGAUAAAUGAGUAAAUAUUUCAUUUAUUCAAGAAAAUAUAUGUACCAAAAGAUGGAGAAAUGUCUGAACUUAAUAAGUACUUUUUAGCAAUAUGAACUGAAAUUCCAUGCUAAAUUUACACAAUUUAUUCAACAAAACUUAUCCAUAACACAAAAUUAGGCGGGGUUGGACCAGAUCAAAAUGGUAACUGCACCGAAUCAACCAUAUACCCCUGCACUCAAUCAUAUUUAUCACAUUAGCAGAACAGCAUGUAGAGCUUCUUAGGGCAACUGUAGUCAGGUCAAAUAGGGGUCCAAUUUUUACGGCAUUGUCAUUAUUUAUCAUUUCCCACUUGUUGAUUCACUGGAGUUUAGUUUGUUGGGUUGUUAUUAAACCAUGUGCCUUUAAAUGAGAUUUCAGGUUUUCCAUUGUGUUGGUAGUUUUAGUUGAAAUUGAGAUGAAACAGUCAUAUGCAUUAAUUUUUUAAAAUGAUUAUAAAUUGUAAUGUUAUAAUUUUUGGUAUUUAAGUUUUCUUAAAUUGAAAAAAAAUGCAUUUGAGCACUAUUUCAGCUGGACUGUUUUUAUAUUAUUAUUAUGAAUCUUCUAUGAUAAAAAUCAUGAUUGAAUAUCAUUUUUAAUGGAUAUCUGAAGUAUUCCAAAAUUCAUAAGCAUACAUGUUUUAACAUACUGUAAUUAUAAUGUCAUAAACCAUAAUAGGCAUAUAAGAUAAAAAAAUAAUGUCAUCGCACAAUCAUAACUAUUUCAGAAUGUUCUCAGUUGCACAUUGAAAUGUAAAUUUCAUGGAGUUUUAUUGAUUUGUCAUUUAUGUCCAUUUACAUACACUAGAGGCAUGUUGACUUAUAGACUUACAUGUUGAAAUUUGACAUUGUAUCAUACUCAUCUCUUAUAUCAUGAAUUGUUAGCUGUUAAUGAUUCAAAACUUAAAAAGAUAAAAUAGAAAAAUAAAAUAAAAAAUAUGUAUAUUACUGUA
Messenger RNA from Mya arenaria, 7076 nucleotides. RefSeq names its product ras association domain-containing protein 1-like. NCBI's taxonomy places the organism in Eukaryota, Metazoa, Mollusca, Bivalvia, Myida, Myidae. The transcript has 8 exons. The coding region runs from base 604 to 2763 and encodes 719 amino acids. The record is from RefSeq and is a predicted model, not a curated record. Gene Ontology annotation, biological process: signal transduction.